UUAUAACCUCAGAAGUGAGGUUAGAGUUAGAAUAUGUUUACAAAUAGAAAAAUGGUUGUCAAAAUAUUGCAACUAGUUCCUAAAUAUUCUAAAAACAUUCAAAAAUUUGGUAUCGCAGCCAAUUAUUCGAUACAAACAAAUACCCUUAAUUUAAAAGGAAUUCGCGACAAAAAAGUAGGUCCUUUUGGUUGGUUUCUUCUGAUUAUUCCAGUUUCAACAUUUUCGUUGGGUGUUUGGCAAGUACAGAGGAAGAAGUGGAAAGAAGGACUUCUAGCUGAUUUACAAGAAAAAACUUCCAGUCAGCCAGUGCCAUUACCUGAAAAUCUGGAUGACAUAAGUGCACUCGAAUACAAGCCAAUACAUGUAAAGGGACAAUUUCUUCACGACAAAGAGUUGUAUAUGGGGCCCCGUUCUGUUUUGAUAAGAGGAGAUGCUUCAACUAAGAGUUCACUUGUUUCUGGAAGUGCCAGUUCUAGUCAAGGGUAUUUAGUAGUAACGCCUUUGAAGCUUGAAGGUAGAGAUGAAACAAUUCUUGUGAAUAGAGGAUGGGUACCAAGUAAGCAAAAAGAUCCUAAAACAAGAGAAAAAGGCCAAGUUAAUGGUGUUGUUGAUGUAAUUGGUGUAGUUAGAACAAAUGAGCCUAGACCUAAUUUUACUAUGAAAAAUAGAGAAGGGAGCAAUAUUUAUUUUUAUAGAGAUUUAGAUCACAUGGCAGAGGUAACUGGUACCUCACCAAUAUUUUUAGAUGCCACUAAUGAUUUUGAUGUACCAAAUGGACCACUUGGUGGACAAACUAGAAUAUCUCUGAGAAAUGAGCACAUGUCAUAUAUAUUAACAUGGUUUAGUUUGUGCGGUGCCACUAGUUACAUGUGGGUUAAGAAGUUUAUUAAGUGAAAUGUAUUUGUUUGUUGAUAUGCAGUCAGUUGUUAAAAUAUAAAUAUGUAUAUACAUA
Molecule: messenger RNA, 952 nt
Organism: Diabrotica balteata
Lineage: Eukaryota; Metazoa; Arthropoda; Insecta; Coleoptera; Chrysomelidae
Source: the annotation of a GenBank genome assembly